GGACAUCUGAAGAAAAGUGAGAAGUGCACUUUUACCACCCAACAGACGUGACGACUGAAAGGCUCAAUUUGAUGGGCAACGGAAUCGAUCAUUUUAAUCAAGGAGAGUGUUUUUUGGAGUCUUUCCAUCAAUGCCGUCGUAUACUGUGACCGUCGCCACGGGGAGCCAGUGGUUUGCGGGGACGGAUGACUACAUCUACAUAACACUGGUUGGUACUGAGAGAUGCAGCGAGAAGACGCUGCUGGACAAGCCUCUGUAUAAUGAUUUUGAGAGGGGUGCGGUGGAUUCCUACCUGGUGAGGGUGGAUGAGAACUUGGGUGAGCUUGCGUUGGUGAAGCUGGAGAAGAGGAAGUACUGGGUGCAUGACGACUGGUACUGCAGCAACAUCUCAGUGAAGACUCCCGGCGGAGACAUCGUGGAGUUCCCGUGCUACCGUUGGCUGGUGGAUGACACAGAAGUGGUGCUGCGGGAUGGCCGAGCUCGCCUGCCUCAGGAUGAUAAGACGAGUCUCGUCAAGCAGCACAGGAAAACCGAACUGGAAAUGCGGCAAAAAACUUACAGAUGGAGGGAGUGGCAACCCGGCUUUCCCAUGAGCAUAGAUGCUAACGGACACCAUGACUUGCCUCGGGACAUCCAGUUUGACAGUGAGAAGGGAGUUGAUUUCAAACUAAACUUCAACAAAGCAAUCCAGAACCUGCUUUUGAACCACUUCAUGAACAUGUUCCAGUCAUCCUGGGACAGCAUUGACCAUUUUAAGAAGAUCUUUUUGAAGAUUGGAAAUGCACCCUCAGAGUACGUGAUGCAACACUGGAAAGAGGAUUUCGUGUUCAGCUACCAGUUCUUAAACGGCUGCAAUCCUGUCCUGAUCAAAAAGAUCUCCAAACUUCCCGCCAAGUUUCCUGUCACCAAUGAAAUGGUCACUGUCAGUCUGGAGAGACAGUUGACUCUUGAACAGGAAGUAAAGGCAGGUAACAUCUACAUGGUGGACUAUGAAGUGUUGGAUGGCAUCAAAGCAAACGAUUCAGACCCGAAGACCCCGCAGUAUAUGGCUGCUCCCAUUUGUCUUCUGUACAAGAACACACAGAACGAGAUCCUGCCGAUAGCCAUACAGUUGGGUCAGACUCCCGGCGAGGACAACCCCAUCUUCCUGCCCACGGACAGUCAGCAUGACUGGCUCCUGGCAAAAAUCUGGGUCCGCUCGUCCGACUUCCAGCACCAUCAGACGGUCACGCACCUGCUCAGGACACAUUUGAUCUCAGAGAUGUUUGCUAUCGCCACGUUCAGACAGCUCCCCACCGUCCACCCCAUCUAUAAGCUACUCAUCCCACACGUGCGUUUCACCAUCUCUAUCAACACCAAGGCCAGAGAAGAACUCAUCUGUGAACGUGGUCUCUUUGAUAAGGCAAAUGCUACAGGUGGAGGUGGUCAUGUGCAACUGAUUCAGAAGACCAUGAAGACCCUGACCUUCAGGUCCCUCUGCUUCCCUGAUAUGAUCAAAGCUCGCGGCAUGGACAGCAAGCAGGAGGUGCCCAACUACUUCUACAGAGACGACGGGCACAAGGUGUGGGAGGCCACCAAGAGCUUUGUGUCAGAUGUGGUUAGCAUUUACUACAGCAGCGAUGAGAAAGUGCAGGGAGACGACGAAAUCCAGGCCUUCGUUAAAGAUGUGUGCGACAACGGUAUGAAAGACUUCCAUCACUGCGGGUUCCCCAGAUCACUUGAAUCCCGUGAGGAACUGAUCGAAUACCUGACCAUCAUCGUGUUCACUGCUUCAGCCCAACACGCGGCCGUCAACUUUGGACAAUACGACUGGUAUUCCUGGAUUCCAAACACUCCGUCCACCAUGCGGCAGCCACCGCCUGAUCGGAAGGGUUUGGCAAACAUAACCCUGAUCAUGGACAGUCUCCCGGAUCGUGGACGUUCCAGCUGGCACCUGGGGGCCGUCUGGGCGCUCAGUCAGUACCAGGACGACGAGCUCUACUUGGGAACGUACCCCGACGAGCACUUCCUGGAAAAGCCGGUGAACGCUGCCAUGGAGAUGUUCAGGAAGAGCCUGGCAGAGAUAAGCAGCGCUAUCAAGACGAGGAACCAGGAACUGAAAAUUCCCUACGACUACAUGUCCCCUAACAGGAUACCAAACAGUGUGGCUGUUUAAACAGACUAAAUUCUCCAAAAUUCAAACUAUUUUUCUAUAUAUAAAAUUAAGUAACUGUAGUAACCAAAUGACCUUCUAACAAAACCAUCUAAAAUACUUCAUUAAAAGUCAAAUUAACUCACAUCGAGGUUAUUAGAGUUCACGAAAACUAACGAAAUAAGCUAAAAUAGGAAAAAAUAUUUUCAGAAACAAAAUUAAAACUGACAUAUUUACGACCUUAUUCAAAGUACUCUCAAGACUAUCAUGGCAGGCUCGUAAACAACAUUUUAAAGACUCAUUCCUGGCUUCAGAAAAAGAUAAUGGCUUAGAACAGCAAGUCCAUAAACUUAUUAUUAGUUGAUAUAACAAGCUUAUAUUAAAGCGCAAUUGCUGGUUCAAAAAAGUACCAACAGAAACCUUGAAAAUCUUUUAUUUGGUUGUUUUAAAUUCUAUACACUUUUUGUUCAAACAUGGGAACAGAAAAAAACCCAUCUAGUUUUAGUUUAAAAAAAAAACAGCAGGACCUUUUUUUUUCUUCAUGUCGCUUUUACACUAUUCCAAAGUGACGUUCACACACAAACUUGUGGAAUGAUAAAAGACGGGGGGGGCAACAGUCAUCAAAUAUUUUCAAGUCCAGUCAGUAGUAAACAAAUGUAGCUUUGUGCAAGUUACAUUUUCGUGCUCCCCACCCUCCCUCCCUCACUCCCUCCCUCGCCCAGACAUGACGAGUCAAAGCAGCAAAGUACAUUUAAA
Molecule: messenger RNA, 2887 nt
Organism: Syngnathus acus (greater pipefish)
Lineage: Eukaryota; Metazoa; Chordata; Actinopteri; Syngnathiformes; Syngnathidae
Gene: alox5a
Product: arachidonate 5-lipoxygenase a
Exons: 15
Coding region: 131-2155 (674 amino acids)
Biological process (GO): linoleic acid metabolic process; lipid oxidation
Cellular component (GO): nuclear envelope
Molecular function (GO): iron ion binding; protein binding; arachidonate 5-lipoxygenase activity
Source: RefSeq, a predicted model, not a curated record